AAACAGCCCAAGCGCUGCCCCCGAGGCAGGCUUUGCCAGACAAGCCCACCUGACGGCGCCGCACGGUUGGUGCGGGUGAAGUCGAGUUUGGCGUGGGAGGCUGGGGCUGGGGAGGAGGCUGCUGCUCGCCGCUACGGCCCCGUGACGGGCCCGCGCCAGCCCGGGAGAGAGGCUCCGCUGCCAGUUGGUGUAAUCAGAUGUCCGAUAUGCCGCCAAGAAUGCAGACAGAUUGAUCUGGUGGAUAACUACUUUGUAAAAGACACAUCAGAAACACCAAGCAGCUCCGAUGAGAAGUCAGAACAGGUGUGUACAAGCUGUGAAGAUAAUGCUAGUGCUGUUGGAUUUUGUGUAGAGUGCGGGGAGUGGUUGUGCAAGACUUGCAUAGAAGCGCAUCAGCGAGUAAAAUUUACUAAAGAUCAUAUGAUCAGGAAAAAAGAGGAUGUAUCUUCAGAGGCCGUGGGAGCAUCUGGUCAACGUCCUGUUUUCUGUCCUGUCCACAAACAAGAGCAGUUAAAACUUUUCUGUGAAACAUGUGACAGGCUGACAUGCAGAGACUGUCAGUUACUGGAACACAAAGAACACAGGUAUCAGUUUCUGGAAGAAGCUUUUCAGAACCAGAAGGGUGCAAUUGAGAACCUGUUGGCCAAACUUCUUGAGAAGAAGAAUUAUGUAAAUUUUGCAGCUACCCAGGUUCAGAAUAGGAUAAAAGAAGUAAAUGAAACUAACAAACGAGUAGAACAGGAAAUCAAAGUGGCUAUAUUCACCCUCAUCAAUGAAAUCAAUAAAAAGGGAAAAUCUCUCUUACAGCACCUUGAGAAUGUAACAAAGGAGAGACAGAUGAAGUUAAUACAACAACAAAAUGACAUCAGUGGUCUCUCACGACAAGUGAAGCAUGUGAUGAACUUUACUAAUUGGGCUAUUGCAAGUGGCAGCAGUACUGCUUUGCUAUACAGUAAACGGCUGAUAACAUUCCAGUUACGUCAUAUCUUAAAGGCACGGUGUGAUCCUGUCCCAGCUGCCAAUGGAGCAAUACGCUUCCAUUGUGACCCUACAUUCUGGGCAAAGAACGUCGUCAAUUUAGGUAACCUUGUCAUUGAAAAUAAACCCACUCCUAGUUACACUCCUAAUGUAGUGGUUGGACAAGCUCCUCCAGGAACAAACCACGUCAACAAAGCCCCAGGACAAAUCAAUCUAGCGCAGCUUCGACUUCAGCAUAUGCAGCAGCAAGUGUAUGCACAAAAGCAUCAGCAGCUGCAGCAGAUGAGGAUGGGGCAGCCAGCUGGGUCAGUUCCCAGGCAGUCGAGUCCACAAAUCUUACAGCAGCAGCCUCCCAGGUUGAUCAGCAUGCAGACCAUGCAGAGGGGUAACAUGAACUGUGGGGCUUUCCAAGCACAUCAGAUGAGAAUGGCUCAGAAUGCUGCUCGUAUACCAGGAAUACCACGCCACAAUGGACCACAAUACUCCAUGAUGCAACCUCACCUUCAAAGACAAGUUUCUAACCCUGGGCAUGCGGGGCCUUUUCCAGUUGUUUCUGUGCACAACACCACUAUUAAUCCAACUAGUCCUACUACAGCAACAAUGGCAAGUGCAAACCGUGGUCCAACAAGUCCGUCCAUUACAGCAAUCGAACUCAUUCCUUCUGUAACAAACCCAGAGAAUUUACCUUCUCUGCCGGAUAUCCCACCCAUCCAGCUUGAAGAUGCUGGUUCAAGUAAUUUAGAUAACCUUCUAAGUAGAUACAUUACAGGCAGCCACCUACCCCCACAACCUACAAGUACCAUGAAUCCCUCCCCAGGACCUUCAGCUCUAUCUCCAGGGUCAUCAGGUUUGUCCAACUCCCACACUCCUGUGAGGCCACCAAGUACCUCCAGCACAGGUAGCAGAGGAAGCUGUGGCUCCUCGGGCAGAACUGCUGAGAAAACUGGCAUUAACUUCAAGUCUGACCAAGUGAAAGUCAAGCAAGAGCCAGGGACAGAGGAAGAGAUAUGCAGUUUCUCAGGAACAGUAAAACAGGAAAAAACAGAGGAUGGCAGAAGGAGUGCUUGCAUGCUUAGCAGUCCUGAGAGCAGCUUGACACCACCACUGUCCACGAACUUGCAUCUGGAAAGUGAAUUAGAAGCAUUAGGAAGUCUUGAAAAUCAUGUAAAAACUGAACCAGCAGAUUUAAGUGAGAGUUGCAAACAGUCUGGACAUAACCUUGUAAAUGGAAAAUCCCCGGUGAGGAGCCUAAUGCACCGAUCAGCUAGAAUUGGAGGAGAAGGCAAUAACAAAGAUGAUGAUCCAAAUGAAGACUGGUGUGCUGUAUGCCAAAACGGAGGGGAUCUGUUAUGUUGUGAAAAGUGCCCAAAGGUGUUUCACCUUACUUGCCACGUACCAACACUCCUCAGCUUUCCAAGUGGAGAGUGGAUAUGCACAUUCUGCAGAGAUCUGAGCAAACCAGAAGUAGAGUAUGAUUGUGACAAUUCACAACACAGCAAGAAAGGGAAAACAGCACAAGGCCUGAGUCCUGUGGACCAAAGGAAAUGUGAACGUCUCCUGCUUUACCUGUAUUGUCAUGAGCUGAGCAUUGAAUUUCAAGAGCCAGUCCCAGCCUCGAUACCAAACUACUAUAAAAUUAUAAAGAAACCAAUGGAUUUAUCUACAGUGAAAAAGAAACUGCAAAAGAAGCAUUCCCAACACUAUCAGACUCCUGAGGAUUUUGUGGCAGACGUCCGGUUGAUCUUCAAGAACUGUGAAAGGUUUAAUGAAAUGAUGAAAGUUGUUCAAGUUUAUGCAGAAACACAAGAGAUUAAUUUGAAGGCUGAUUCAGAAGUAGCGCAGGCAGGGAAAGCAGUUGCAUUAUACUUUGAAGAUAAACUUACAGAGAUCUACCCAGACAGGACCUUCCAGCCUUUGCCUGAAUUUGAACAGGAGGAGGAUGAUGGUGAAAUAACUGAGGACUCCGAUGAAGAUUUUAUACAACCACGUAGAAAACGCCUAAAAUCAGAUGAGAGACCAGUGCAUAUAAAGUAAUCUAAUGAUAUGGACCUAAAAUUUAUUGUAAAAACUGUUAUUUAAGUGUUCCUGGAAUAUUAUCAUGCCUACAGUGGUCAUCUUGAAGAAGCUGAUAGCUUUUUAAACAGUAUUAGAUUACAAAAAAACACUUGUACAGAAAAGCAUUCUCAUCAAAGGGGGAAAAAAUGUAUUGUAAAUUUCUGGUUGGGUCUUUUUUCCCUUGAUUAUUUGCUAUAUUCUUUCUUUUCCUGAUGGAGGGGACACACUCAUCCUGGUCUCACAGAUAGAGGUGGACGAAUGUUGAAGAGAAGCAGAUUUGAUAAGAGAUAUUCCGUGUACAGAUAAGGCUGCUUAGUGAAAUGCUCUGCAGGACUGGACCAAUACCCUUACUGUACCUUGUGUUCACGCUGGACUGCAGUGUAAACUGUGAGCAACGCUCCUGAAAUCCCCUCUUCGUGUGAACUUAAGUGCGUGUUGCUUUUAUCAUCUCAUUUAAGUGGUAUUGUGAAUAACUGAUCUUCUGUGUUGAUUCAAUUAUCUAAAUUUGACUUUCUUUACUACAUUUUAUGUAUAGCAAAAGGAAAAAAGAAUCAUUAAACUGUUCUGAAUUGGCAAGUGCAGGAGUGUGAGUUCUUGUCAGCUGAAAGACUACACUGGUGGCAACAGUCCCUUUUCAGUAGGGCUGGUGUAUUCCUUAUGAAUCCUGUGCACAGAACAUUUUAAUGGCGUUCAAGUCUUAGCGUUGUGCCACCUGCCCCUCAUCCCCCUAAUGAGGCAGAAUGUUAUCUCCAGUGUUCAUUGUCUAACUUUCUGUACUUAAAUAUAGACUGAAGAGGUAAUAACUGGUCGGGGUGUUUUUCCAGUCUUCCUAAAUAUCAGUUUCUAACAGACCACUCGGCAAACAAUAACCUAUUAACUACCAAAUGUGUAAAAUUUCCUGUAUUCACUUUGUCUUAUUUGUAAAUAGUGAACUGAGAUUUCUUGCAGAUCAGCAACAUUUGCUGAACUGUUUUUAAGCUAAUAUGUAUUCUUAUUAAUUGUUCCUAUCAAGAAAAGAUUUGUAAUAUAUGCUAUUUCUAACAUUGCAUUCAUUUUGAGGUUCUGUCUUAUUUUUAUUGGAGUACUACUCAAAACUUCCUUCAGAAGCAGCUUAUGAGCAAAAUGUCGAGAAAGAUGGGAGUAAAUCUGUUGCAAUUGGGUCACGUGUCCAUCCAUCGAACGAAGCACUUGCACAGAGCGGGAUUUGGCUUUGAGUGGUUUUUGGUCAAAUGUUGAAAAGAGAGCAAUUUCUCCAACCCCGUGGCAGGCACAUCUGUGGUGCCUUCCCAUUGCACACUGCUGUCGUUCCAGCAUUUCUGGUCAGAAAUGAGGUUAUCGCAAAGUAAUUAUGGUUUGAACUAAUUGUAGUUGUUUCCUUUACUGACAGAAAUCAGCACUAGAGAUAAUAAAUGUCAUUUUUGGCCUUCAUACAGAUCUUGUUAAAGUAAGAUGAAGAAAUCAUGUAAUCGGAUGAGGUCAAGUCUAUAAAUCUGCGAUAAGAUUUUGUGUGAAUAUAGCGGUUCUGUGGUAAAUCACUGGGGUUUUGGUGUAUUUGACAUGAGCAAUUCCUGUGACGUUGUAUACACUUGACAGUAAUGGUAAAGAUGAGUAUUUUAGCACAAUGUAUCAAACUGAAAUACGCUCUCAGCAAUUUUUAUGCAAACCACUUGCGAUUUCAUUUCUUUUUAUAAGAACACAGUAUAUGUGCAUUGUGACUCUCCCUCUCAUAAUAAAUGAGGGGACUGAAGGUAUUUGUAACAUCAAGCUCACUUCUUUAGAUUAUGCAGAUGUUACUCUUAAACUGUUUUCUUUUAAUUUCUCAGAUACUAACAUAAUGCCAGUUUAAAUUUAUUUUUUACCAGUUUGUAUGGGAAAGGAAAAGUAAUUCUACUUAAACCCAUUAAAUUGAUAAAUAGCAGAAACGUUGCCCAUAGAAAGGAUCACACGUGUGAAUAGGACGCCAAUAGUAACCAGGGAUCAUUUAAUGGCUCAGUGUGUUGCCUAUUUAUGCAUUUCUAGUUUCUCAGCUUCACUUUGCAAAGGAAUAUUAUUAAAUUUAUCAUGAAAAUGAGAUUUUGUGAAUUCUCUUCAAUUGGGAUUACUAUUUUCAUAAGCACUCUAGGUUCUAUACCUUCAGGCCUCAACUUUUUAACUGUUCACUUUGUAAGGCACCAGCCAUGGAUUCAAGUCCUGCAGAUCCCCACUGCCUGACAUGGAGCACAGGACCAGCUUGAUGGCAUCCUGGGCUGGGUCACAGCGGGGCAAGGACCAUGCCUCACAGCUGCGGUUCAGAAGGGUGCCGGCUGUUUGCCACCCAGACCCCAGGUACCAGACUCCAGAGCAGCCCUCUAAAUGUUCCGAGAGCGCCUCUCUGCUUUUUUCUGCCAAGGUAGACAAGUUGUCAAACAUUGUAGGCUGGCGGCUUAGCCUGUAUCCCACUCACUCACCUGCCAACCACAAGUGAUGCCAAGCUUUGACCCUGAUGAGAGUUCAAGCUCUACUCUUGCACAUAGCCCACUGAACUUCUAGAGUGGUCCUUCCAUUCAGCUCAUCAGGGCUGAGGAUCGUGUUACCUGGCAUUUUGACUUGCGCGCAAGAAAGCUUGUGUGUUUCUGUUUCUUUUUUUGUUGUUGUUGUUUUAUAAAAGAAACAAAACAAUGUUCUCUUCCCCCCUCCCCUUCAUUUUGGAACUCCGGAUACAACAUUCAAUGAGUGUUUUGAAAUCAGCUAAGUUCUAUUCAAAAAUAUUUGAAAGGGUAGAUGAGCUCAGCUCAUAUAUUUCCUGAUCCUGUGGUCCGUAAGCGUUCAUCGUAGAACUGGUAAGGGUUCGCUCAGUCAAAACAGCUCUUGGUGCUGCACGGUGUGUAACUGUUCAAGAGCAAAUCAACGGGGUUUGUGUUAACAGGCCACGGUGUUGCUCUGAGCAUCUUCUCCGUGCCAGAUGUGUGUGCAAUAUGUGCAAGUGACAGCUGUGUUUUACCCCGGGAGCUGGAGCAGAGCUGACGUCACUACAACGUCCCGCAGGUACGAGAUGCGGUGGGCGCGCGCCGCGUGCCAGCUCCUUUGCGUGGUUGCAGUGCUCCAACGUGACAGCAAGGAGGGAGCCUGGCGCUUGGUGUCACUGUACGCUCUCCUUUAAGACACUGGUGUGAAAGACGAUUUGUGUCUCAAUUUUUGUUGUAAAUGACCCUGAAGUUUAAGUUAAUCCAAAGAAGUAAAAGGUAACUUGCUUUUGAAAUAAGAGUGAAAAGUGUACAGUAUGCUACUCGUGGACUUCUCAAUUACCUCAGCAGGUAUCCUGCCAUGUAAUUACUAGUGAUUAGUGAUAAUGUAACCAGCUGAAUAGGUUCAGGUCUUUUAUUUAACUGUGCCCUAGAAUUAAGUGGCCUAUAGCAUAAUCAGGCAGAGUUACUAUCCAAAACAAAGAUGUUCCUCAAACUUUUGAAAACAGAAAUGCUCUGUUAAAUGGAGAGGGGUUUGUGUGUGGAAUGUCGCCCUCGCUAUGGCUUGUGACACUUGGCUGUGUCGGCACACUGCACGCUGGAUCACUGAAAUGUUUUAUAAACGUUUCUGCAAGCCACUGGAACAGAAGUCCUUAACGUUAGCCAAGACUUAGUGUUCUCUUGUAUAACCUAGUUCAUCGGCUGACCUCUAAACGUUUAGGUCAUGGCAACAGCAUUUAAGCUACGUGUAUGAUGUACUGGAAGUUGGCUUUUUCUUGCUUUUCUUACUCUCUUCCUUGGAAAAAGCAAUAAAACUGCUUUGUCUGUUGCCUACUAGUACGACAGGAGUCCUUUCCUUUGGAUAGUGAUUUUAUAGGAAAGUUUAUAUGCAUAUCACCAAGUCUAGCUUUUAAAAACAAAGUGUGCAGGAGUUAUUGACAAUAUAGUGUGGCAUUUUAUUUUAAAAAUUGGGGAAAGUUACAUAUUUUUUUAAAAAGUAGGUGUUUGAGUAAAUAAUGGAGGUACUUUUUUAAAAAAAAAUUUAUAUGCCACAGUUUACAUAGACAUAUUUCAGAUUGAACAUAUGCAUUGUAUCUUCGAUAUGGCGAUUUAUUUUCUCAAAGUGUGUGUACAGCAACUCUUCCACCUGGUUCUUGUGUUUGCGUAUGGGGAUCCUACUUUAUAUGCUUUCUAAUGUACCUGAAUUGAGUUGGUUUUCAGAAGUUGCAGUUAAUUUGGGUAUCUUUGUUAUAGGUGAACUAUUAAAUGUAUGAAAUGCAGUUUGGGCCUUUCCUAUCAAGUGAUCUUGCAGCCGAAGGCUGCUUGCUUUGGAAUUUACUGAAUUUCUACAAGGAGAGGUACUAAACCAUUUUAUAAGUUUGACUUGCUGCAGCGUUCACUCUCAAGUGAGCUGCAUUUCAAAAGAAGCACGUGUCUGCUGCAGCCUGCGAAUGGGGUAUUUGUUAGGGUCAGAACACCAGGAAACAUGUAUAUAAGCUUAUAAAGAUUUGUGUGGUUGAAUGCCUGUUUUACAUGUGAACGUGCUUAUGGAAGGGUUAAAUUCAUGACAUUCUUCGUUUAUUUCUUGCUUCCAGUAACUGACCUGGCUCUUUUUUGCACACAGUAAAAUUUGCUCAUCUUUUAAUGAUUCUUCAAAAAAAGUGCUGUUUCUGUGGUAUUGUAUUAUCUGAAUAAUCAUAUUUAACUUUUUUUUUAGCAAGGUUACCGUUUCUAAUUGUUCUGUUCUUGUGGUUUUUGCUGGUGUGUAAUAAACAAGUUUUUCUUUACAUGGUUAUUUA
Molecule: messenger RNA, 7774 nt
Organism: Egretta garzetta (little egret)
Lineage: Eukaryota; Metazoa; Chordata; Aves; Pelecaniformes; Ardeidae
Gene: TRIM33
Product: tripartite motif containing 33
Exons: 20
Molecular function (GO): zinc ion binding; protein binding
Source: RefSeq, a predicted model, not a curated record